Molecule: messenger RNA, 1344 nt
Organism: Exophiala spinifera
Lineage: Eukaryota; Fungi; Ascomycota; Eurotiomycetes; Chaetothyriales; Herpotrichiellaceae
Exons: 2
Coding region: 1-1344 (447 amino acids)
Source: RefSeq, a predicted model, not a curated record
AUGAUAUAUGGAAGGCUGCAAGUAGACCCGCCUUCGGGCGGCGAGGCUCUGCCUCCUUAUCUCCAACAGGCCGAUUUCCACCCCGGCAACGGGUUUCCACGACUUAAUGGCCGGCUCAGCCUGUCUGAACACUCGGUCACACAUAAUUCUUUCGACAGCAUCCGAUUGUGCUUUCGAGGGGUCAUCAUCUCGUCCAUUGGUGGAAAGAGCACACUCGAGGACAUCAUUACUCUGACCGACGUCAAGUCGAUUGCGGACUUUGAACCAGCCCAGAACUCGGCCAGCCAGACACGUCAUGUUGGCUUCUACUUUGAAGUGCCCACCAAUGUGUCCAGCAGCGAGGGCAAAUUGCGCGCACUGCCUCUCACGACAAGUAUCUCAGGCACAACCGGAUCGAGUCAACACAUGGCGGUGAACGACAAUCGCACAAUCCAUGGUGACUGCGAGGUGUCGUAUUGGAUUGAAGCACAGUUUCGCAGACGAGGCAAGCAAGUGGGCUACUUGAGCGAAAAGGUCAAGGUGUCGUUCCUCUAUCCUCAUAUACGCGUUUCGCUUGCCAGAGAUGCGCCAUUUGUUCUCAGUGCAAGGCCAGAUCUGCUGUCGCGGUGGCGGUUUCAAAAAGGCCCAGACUUGUCAGUCACAGUAUACCCACCCGACACGGUGACUGAGCGCAGCCCGCAGACAGGAAAGCGACGUCUGGUUCUUCCUCUGGCAGCAACAUUAUGCCUGAAACAAAGCUCAGCAGGCACCCAUUCGAUCGAGUCACGUCAGUCGAUGAAAUGCAGCGCUUCUGUCAAGUGGGAAACGGACACCCGUUUCGCCACGCGAUCCUUACAAGUGGGCGCCGGUCGAUUGAAUUCUGGUGAAAUAGUGCAGAAAAUCACCACGGCUUCCGUCCAAAAACACACAAUUCUUUUCCGACCCCUCCCACAGUACGAUGAUCGGCCUGUUCGAAGUGACUUGGACAGAGCUCAAACCUCACUUGUCGCAACCUCGCAACUGGAACUAGAAAUUCCAGACGCAAUUUGUCAACCAUCGUUAGAUGGCUGGAAUUUCUUGGCAAGGACAUACUACCUCGACGUCACCUUGAAUUUUCAUGGUAUCCAAGGUGCGCCAAAGUAUAACAUUCAGAAACGGAUACCUCUCCGCGUAUCUGCCCUAAGACGGACCGAUGAGGGUGUCUUGAAGGACGACAUCGCCAUCGACGUGUUGGAAAUGAGUGAUGAUGAAAGCAGUGUCGACGGCAGAAGCAGCGACCACAAUUCUGUAAAUGAUCAAGCAGAACCUCAAGGACAGCGAACUCCCGCGCGAAGGGCGACCCCUCCGCCGCCGUAUUUCCCCUGA